This is a messenger RNA of Periconia digitata, 2174 nucleotides long. Lineage: Eukaryota; Fungi; Ascomycota; Dothideomycetes; Pleosporales; Periconiaceae. The record is from the annotation of a GenBank genome assembly.
UCUCCUUUUUUUUAUUUCCUUCUCUUGUUGCCUUGCAUAAAUGUUCCAAACUCCCUCACACAUUCUUCUCUCUCCCUCUCUCUCCAGAUUGCUCGUUUUCGUCAUCCAGCCCCCACGACCGACUGCUCAUUCGGAUCCGGUCACUUCAGCCACCGCCACAGCACGCAAACAAGGCCAGCAAGCCAGCAAGCAUUUGGUUGGGCGCCGCUAAACCUCCACUCUCCAUCAUCCAUCACCCUCCACCCCAUCCAUCGUCACAGGCGAGACUUCGCAACCCACCUGCUCUCCCAUCACGCACCACCUGGAGUGAUCCACACACCCUCUCCAUCGCUAUAUUCGCCCACCUGGAUAUGAAAUCGUCAACAACCUUCCACACUCUAGCUACUUCACCAUCGCUCUUCUGCCACAUUCACAGCCCGAUUGCCUCAUCAUCUCGACAGGCAUCGCCCAACCCUCCCAACAUCAACUGCGCAACCGAACCCAACCGCCGCCGGUCCUCUAGAAAGUUCGCUUUUCUUUGUAGUUGAUAUAGUGUAUGAGCAUAUCAUUCGUGCCAUAUGUCGUCCGCUACACAGACCACAGCUUCCCCGCGCCCGCCCCGGGGAAAGCAUCAGCGCUCCAGGAGCGGGAAUCCACCUGCGCCCAACAACAAUGAAACCAGAGGCGGACGUCGGCCAAGGGGUAAUCGUGCGCACAAAGGACCGCCUCAAGGCGCUGGUCACCAAUCAAGCGGACACGAUGCGGCCCUCGUCGAGAAUGCAGUCUUCACCAGUGAGGCGGUGGCCAUCCCAGCUGGAUCGCGGGACUUGAAGAAGCAGACACAUCACCAACCUGAACGCGCAGGCUCCUCUCCACCAGAUACAGACUCCGCUACCCAUCAAUCAACUACAACUCCCGCCAAGGCACAUACUGCAUAUGCCGGUCCAACUUUCCACGCCUCUCCUGCGCCCUCAACUCUUCCUAUUCCCAAGUUCCUCUCGAAAUCAGUUCCUGCAAAGACACGCGUUGGUCCACCCACGCCUCCUCCAGAUGAUGGCUCCGACUCUGGGUCGUCUCCGACCCCGUCGCCCUCGCGACCACCGAUCCCCAAUCGUACGCGGCAUCAAGAUUCGCCCUUGAACAUGCUGUUUGCGGCCGACAGAGCGGAGCGAGCCCGCAACCCGAAUACCAAUUUUGGGCCAGCCAUUUUUACGUCGCCUAGUCACUCUGCGGUUGAUGCGAGACCGGAACAUCCUAGACAUGACUCAUAUCCUUCUCACAACGCGCCGUUUCCGAUUGAACUCGACGGGGACAAUAACCUCUCAAACGUUUCACCUCCAGCACCAUCGCCCGCUGCCAAUCGGCCAAUUACAGUUCCUUCGGACCUUCCGCAAAACCGGGGUGGGGCAAGAUCCAAUGAAGGAGCCGAUGCUAUCAAUAACUUACUGAGCAGGCUUUCUAUGUCGCAGAAGAAUACCGUAGACCCACCCCCACCUCAGCAUAUGCCAUCUGAUCCAUCACUCCGGAACCAUACACCUCCAUCCCGCGAUCACCCAUCCCUUGUCCGAAGUUCUUCUGGGCCUGCUACGCCGGCACCUGCUGUACCACAAGAUGACCCCAGUUUCUUUUACGGCAACCGGAAUCUUUCGCCCAUGUUCAAAGCUGUGAGCAAAAGGCCAGAUGAGGUGCAGAGAAACUCUGGCUUGCGUACGGAGAUCACUGCAGACUCAACGUUGAGGCCACAGGGUGCAUUGCCUUUGAUGGCACCUGCCAAUCUUGAGAACAAUGGCGUGGAAUCCCAUGCGAAGACAGGCACUGGCCUGAACAACCAUCCCAACAUGCGUCGCGGUUCAGCUCCUCAUGUUCCUUCUGUUCCACAAUCAUACCGUGGCUCGCCAAAUCACCAUUCAAGGCGCGGUGCAGGCAGGCCUCAGUACAAUGGGCGGUCCGACUUUUCCCCCCAGGCUCAAGCUCAGAAGGCGACAGCUGACAGAACUACCACAUCGCCUGCUCCUUCCCCUAAAGUUAACAACAUGAUGGCUUUUAUACCUUCUUCGGUGCGUGCGAAAGCCAAGCCACAAGCUACAUGUCCACCAGAAAAAUCAUCACCCCCUCCCAGCAAUAUAUCUUUGGAGCAGGAUCUCAAGCGUAUGCUCAACCUCGGGUUGAUGAGUAACGGCUCCGGAUCCCACUAA